AAAUCGAAUCGAAGAUUCGAUUCGAUACAAAAACAUAUUGAGCAUUCGUUUGAACAAUGUUGGUAGCAAGUAUCAGGGUGUAAUGUACCGUCAUGGCGACGUUACCGCCACGCAAAAAUCCAACUCCAACGAAAAUUUUAAAACAACAUUUAACCCCAUUGCAGACGCUAUUACAAUUAGGUUUCCCGAAACAUCGAGCAGAGAAAGCAUUAGCUGCUACGGGACAUCGAGGUGUUCAACUUGCAUCUGAUUGGCUAGUAGCUCAUGUUAGAGAUCCAACUUUGGAUUCUGACAUCCAUAGACAAUAUGUUUUGUACGCUUGUCCAAUAGGUGAAUUAGCAGAGCAACUUAUAAAAUUCUGGUCAGAGAGUAAAGAACUCAUAUGGAAUGGAGCACAUAAUUAUAUGCCACACAUAACUCUUGUAUCAUUUUUUGAAGCACCAGAUGAAUCAACUGAGGAAUUGGUAAAUAUACUUGAGAGUAUAGUUAACCAAGAUGAGUUAUCAGAUAAUAUUGAGUUGGAAACAUACAUUUCUCCUAAUUUUAUGGGGUUGUUUGUUAAAGAAAUAAAUGCAGAAUGGCUGAAGAACAUUGCCAUCCGUUAUGCAAACAAACUUUCAAGUUUGGGCAUUUCUGCAGAACCUCAAAUAAAAUCUUUACAUUUGACAUUGGCCUAUCAGUUUCCUAGUAAUUUAUAUCAACAAUUGCGUUUGAUGGUAGAGAAACUAACACUCACUUGUCCAACUAAUUGGGAACUCAGAUUAUAUUCCAGAGAUUCUAGGCUGCAAAAUGCACAUGUACAUAAAGUGACACAUCCUCACAUGCCUAGAGAACAUGAUGAAUUAGAAUUAAGAGUCGGAGAUUACAUUUACAUUCCAGAAGGGGCAUGUAGUAUAUCUACAGAUGGUUGGAUUGAAGGUAUCUCUUGGCUAACUGGUAUUUCAGGCCAUUUACCUUUGAAUCAUACAAAACGUACAGCUGAAUCGGAUUCAUGGACUUUACAUACUACUAUACAAAUUACUGACAAUAAAAGUGAAAUUCUACAGAAAGAAGAAAUACCUUUAACUCGUAAACCACCAAUAUUGUUAUCAAGUGAUUCCAUAGACAGUCCUGAUGGAGUAGCAACAACUACUGAACCAAUUGAAGUUUCUGAAGUACCUCCAAGUUCCUCAAGACAAAUUUUCAUAUGCCGUCAUGGAGAAAGAGUAGAUUUUACAUUUGGAGCAUGGAUCCGUUAUUGUUUUGAAUCAAAUGGAUCCUAUGUUCGUAGAGACUUGAAUAUGCCAAAGGAAAUACCAUCAAGAAAUAUACAAGACUUUCGAAAUGAUAGUCCUUUAACAACUGUCGGUGAAGUGCAAGCAAGUUUGGUGGGAGAAGCUAUGAAAUCGUCUAGUAUUAAAAUAGACGUGGCUUUUACGUCUCCUUCAUUGAGAUGUAUACAGACGUUAGCUCAUAUUUUAAAAGGAUUAGAUUUAAACAUUCCAAUGAAAAUAGAGCCGGGUCUCAUAGAGUGGUUAGCAUGGUAUCCAAAUGGUGUUCCCAUUUGGAUGACAUCUGAAGAAUUAAUAACAGCAGGUUUUAACAUAGACAAAAAUUAUGACCCAAUUAUUAAAGCAAAAGAUCUUCCAUUAAAAGAAAACGCAGCCCAGUAUUAUGAACGAAGUUAUGAAUUAAUCAAACGAAUUAUUGAAAAUACAGUAGGAAAUAUUUUAAUAGUAGCUCAUGCUGCUUCUUUGGCAGCUUGCACCAGACAAUUAACAGGUGGAAGAGUGCCACCAGCUUCCGAAGUUACGAGAUUAGCACAGAGAGUACCAUAUUUAGCAUGCUUGACGGCACGUGAAGGAUUGGAUGGUUGGCAACUUCAUCCACCUCCUUUUCCUCCUAUAACCCAUACCAGUAAUACCAGAUUUGACUGGAAAGUAUUAUUGUAAAAAAUAAUUAAUUUUUAAAUACAGUUUUUCUCUUUUUAUCAUUUAAAAUACUAAAGUUUAAUCAUAAAAGACUGUACAGAAUGAAUUUUUUGUAACAUUUUAGUUCAUAUAAAGUAUAUUAAAAAGAGAAAAAGUAUUAAAAAGAUUAUUUUCUGGGUUAUUUAUAAUGUACUACAAAAUAUGCCAGUCGUCUAUUCAAAUAAUUAACAUUUGUAGGAUGAUAAAUACGGGUAUUGACUUUUCUAAUUCUACUUUUUUCACAAAGGUAGACCAAGUAGAAUAUACAUUUUUAAAAAGAAUGUAUGAAUUAAUAUUUUGAAAAAGAUAUAUUCUCUAUAGAUUUCGUACUGGAUUUAGGAAAUUUUUAGUAAAACGAUGUGUAGUAUUUAUAACCUUUGCCAGAAAAAUAAUAGUACAUUCAUAAUUUUUGAAAAUGUAUUUAGAAGAUUAUGAAAUUUUAAAAUUUUUUACACUAUGACUUGCUGUAAUUACAUUGUAAAGUUUAUGUGAUUACUUUGUCAAUCUAUUAUUUAUUCAAAUGUUUAUAUCUGCGUGUAUUUUGAAUGUAUUAUUACAUAUACAAAAGUAUAUAAAAUUAAAUAUAAUCAGAUUUAGGAUCUGUUACUAUUAUGUUUAGUAAAGAUUUACUUUGUUACAAAAAAAUCUAUGUGUACGAAAAUUACGGAAAUCAGUAAAUAAAAUCUUUCCACACAUCGCAUAAGCCUAUAAAAUAAUAGUUGGCAUGAAUAAUGUGUGAAGAUAUAGAAGUACAAAAUCAAUGUAGAAAAAUAAUGUUAUUUACCAAAGAAAUAUAUAAAAUGUUAUUUCAUUACAA
Frieseomelitta varia is the source of this 2766-nucleotide messenger RNA. It is a transcript of the gene Epp, whose product is annotated as protein UBASH3A homolog. The transcript is spliced from 4 exons. The coding region runs from base 93 to 1931 and encodes 612 amino acids. The record is from RefSeq and is a predicted model, not a curated record. Lineage: Eukaryota; Metazoa; Arthropoda; Insecta; Hymenoptera; Apidae. Gene Ontology annotation, molecular function: protein binding.